Molecule: messenger RNA, 946 nt
Organism: Eurypyga helias (sunbittern)
Lineage: Eukaryota; Metazoa; Chordata; Aves; Eurypygiformes; Eurypygidae
Gene: TENT2
Product: PAP associated domain containing 4
Exons: 8
Cellular component (GO): cytosol
Molecular function (GO): poly(A) RNA polymerase activity
Source: RefSeq, a predicted model, not a curated record
AUGUUCCCAAAUUCUUCCCACGUGGGUUGUCCACCCUUCCCUCCAAACUGUCAACAACAGAAUGGUUUCUUCAGUAAGAUUUCUGUAGAUGUAGCACCUGCUCUUGGCACUCAGCAGCAAAUUUUUGAUGUUCAGUUUAACUUUCAGAAUCUUUCCAGGGCUCUUUGGUGUGGGAACCUUUCAACUGUUCCAGCUGUUGUACCACAGCCGAUAACUUAUGGAAGUGUCAGUCUGGUACAUAUGGCUGAUCACCCCACGCCAUUCCGAGGAAGAAAGAGACUGAGUGAAGAAGGUGCAUCAUGUGCUGUCAAACGGCAGCGGUUGUAUUCACAAUGUUCCAAAAUACCUGUAGUUAAGCAGGCUGUGCCUUUACCAGCAGAAUGUAGAUACUCCUUCCCAGGAUCAAGUAGUUCUCCACUGUCCCGUGAAGAUUGUGUACCAGCAUUACCUGUAUGUGUACCUCCGUUGCAGAGUACUUCGCUUCCAAAACCUACAGAAACCACGCUCCCUGAGGCCAAAGAUAAGUUAAGUCAGCAGGUUUUGCAGUUGUUUGAAGCAUGUCAGCAGCAGACCUGUGACUUGAACAGAAAAGAAAACUGCAGAACAGAACUCCAGAGAGAAAUUCAGCGAAUUUUUCCACAAAGCAGACUCUUUUUGGUUGGGUCCUCACUAAAUGGAUUUGGCACUCGCAGCAGUGAUGCUGACUUGUGCCUGGUGGUGAAAGAAGAACCAGUAAAUCAGAAGACUGAAGCAAGGCGUAUACUCAGCUUAGUCCAAAAGCUCUUCAGUACUAAACUUUCAGGCUACAUUGAGCGACCUCAGCUGAUUCGAGCAAAAGUGCCAAUAGUGAAGUUCAGGGAUAAAGUCAGCCGUGUGGAAUUUGACUUGAAUGUAAACAAUGUUGUGGGAAUAAGAAAUACAUUCCUUCUGAGAACCUAUGCAUACA